Messenger RNA from Monodelphis domestica (gray short-tailed opossum), 4009 nucleotides. It is a transcript of the gene AGPAT1, whose product is annotated as 1-acylglycerol-3-phosphate O-acyltransferase 1. Lineage: Eukaryota; Metazoa; Chordata; Mammalia; Didelphimorphia; Didelphidae. Gene Ontology annotation, molecular function: 1-acylglycerol-3-phosphate O-acyltransferase activity. Gene Ontology annotation, biological process: phosphatidic acid biosynthetic process. The record is from RefSeq and is a predicted model, not a curated record. Gene Ontology annotation, cellular component: endoplasmic reticulum; membrane.
AGGAAGAGGAAGUGAUAGUAAUGUUUUUGGAAAGAGAGAAUUGGGUGAAAGGGAUGAAGCUGAGUAAGUAGAAGAGGGUCAAUUGGGGUGAGAGAAGUUGUGAGAAGCUAGGGCCAGGAUUCCUUUGGGCUGUCAGAAAACAAGUGUUAGAAACUGGGAAUGACAACCCUAAGGGGUUAGUAUGCUCUUGCUCCCUAUUCCAUCCCAAGCUACAGGAUCUACCAGUAUCCUUAGGAAAAAGGAAUAGCAGUGAUCUGAUCUCAUUGGUGAGGAAGGCAUACACAAUUCAUCUUUGGGGUGAAGGUUAAGGGGGCAGCUCCUAACUUGGCUGAAGGAAAGAGAGACCCUAUAGGAAAGGCCCUGAAGGGAGUAGGAAGGAAAGGAAUAGGGAAAUUGUUGAAUUAAGAAAAAGAGGCAAUCAUCAGGAAGGUAGGAGGAUCAGAGUGAGGGGUAGGAUGAAGGAAGGGCUAGAAUUCUAAGAAGCCAUAGUGGAAGAAAAGGGGAGGAAGGCAAGAAAGACAGCCACAAGGGAGGGAUGGAAACAUUAGGAGAAACAAAAAGAGAAGGUAAGGUUGGGAGAGGCUGAGAUGGAGUGAGGGGGAGGUAGCUGAUGAAUAGGAUGAAGAUAAGAGGAAUGGAAGAAUAGAAAAAGAGGAAAGGGGGUGGAAGGUUAGAGCCUAUGGGGCAGAGAAAAGAAAGAGAGAAAUGGAAGGAGAGAGGGAUAUAAAAGCAGGAAAAGCUCAGGAAGAUUGGAACCAGGACCAGAGAAAAGGGUUAUGAGAGACCACUAGGAGUAAGGCAAAGCCUUCAGCAGGAGGAGCUAACAGAAAAAAAAAGAUGAGGCAGGGAGGGCCAAAAGCUGGAAGGAGGGAAUGCUUGGGUCCUUGUCCAGGCUAUUGGCAAGACAGUCUGCCUGUCACCGCCCCCCACUUCCUGGCCGGCCCCGGAAGCAAGCAGGCGUUGGUGGGGAGGGGGGGGGCAGCAGCAGCAGCAUCGGCAGCCCCAGCCCUCCGAGAGAGACAGCAGUAAGGGAGGGAGGGAGAGAACGGGGGAAACACCCCCCCUCCCACCAUUCUCACCACUAUGGGUCCGGCCCCCCACUCCCACAGCCCCUCCACCAGCCGGGGCUAGGACACCCCCAAACCCUGAGGGCCCCCUGGCACCGACUCCCCACCAGAGACAGAGACACAGCCGCCACCACCGCUGCCGCAGCCUGGCUGGGGAGGGGGCCGGCCCCCUAGGCCCCCUACCCCACUGAGAUCCCCAACAUUCUCCCCUUUAGUGCCCCAGGCCCAUUGUCCUUCCCCUCCCUCCCCCCUACUCCUUACAGGUGGCCAGCAUGGAGCUGUGGCCAGGGCCAUGGACAAUGCUGCUGCUCUUUCUGCUACUGCUUUUGCUGCUGGUGCCUGUGCUCUGGGGUUACAGCAGCAGCGCCAAGUACUUCUGCAAGAUGGCAUUCUACAACGGCUGGAUCCUUUUCCUGGCAGUGCUGGCCAUCCCUGUGUGUGCUCUUCGAGGGCGAAACGUGGAAAACAUGAAGAUCCUUCGACUCAUGCUGCUGCAUAUCAAGUACCUAUAUGGAAUCCGGCUGGAGGUUCGAGGGGCCCAUAACUUCCCCCCCUCACAGCCCUAUGUUGUUGUCUCCAACCACCAGAGUUCUCUCGAUCUAUUAGGAAUGAUGGAGGUACUCCCUGGUCGCUGUGUACCCAUUGCCAAGCGGGAACUGCUGUGGGCAGGGCCAGCAGGGAUAGCAUGCUGGCUGGCUGGAGUCAUCUUCAUUGACCGGAAGCGGACUGGGGAUGCAAUCAGUGUCAUGGCUGAAGCUGCGCAAACACUGCUUAGCCAGAAUGUCCGAGUUUGGGUUUUCCCUGAGGGUACCAGGAACCACAAUGGCUCUAUGCUUCCCUUCAAACGUGGCGCCUUCCACCUUGCUGUUCAGGCCCAGGUCCCCAUUAUUCCCAUCGUCAUGUCCUCCUAUCAAGACUUCUACUGCAAGAAAGAACGGCGCUUCAACUCGGUAUGGAGUAUAACGGGAGAUAAAACUGGACAAAGGGAAGCCAGGAGGGACUGGGGGAAACUGAAGAGGAACCUAGGAUGCUAGCCUGUGUGUCUCCCCAUCUCCAGGGACAUGUCAGGUACGGGUGCUGCCCCCAGUGGCCACAGAAGGGCUGACCCCAGACAAUGUGCCGGACCUGGCUGACAGAAUCCGCCACUCCAUGCUCACAGUUUUCCGGGAGAUCUCCACUGACGGCCGGGGAGGGGGUGACUAUCUGAAGAAGUCUAGUGGGGCUGGUGAGGCUGGCCCCUGAGCCUUCCUCCUACCGCCCUGUCACAAUCCCUCUCCCCCAGCCCAGUGGUCCCUGGACCUUCCUCCCCUCCCCCUUCACUUCUCCUAUCUCAUUUCUACUUUGUGGUACAGCCAAGCCUCUCCUCACCCCACUAAUUCUCUACUCUGAAUCUUCAGCUUCUGAAGUGGACAUGGACAAAGCGCUUUUCCUCCACCCCUUUCCUUCCCUCUUUCCCAAGCCUUCUACUCUGUGGACUUUCCCAUCUUGGUGCAGCCUACACUCCCCCUUCUUGUCUGUGGAACGUUUCGCUCCCCUCUCUGUCUCCUGAGUGGUAUGUUCCACUAGGCGUAGACCACUCCCACCCCAUAGUGGACACUAAGUGGGCGCUUUCUCUGUGGCUCUCUUCCCCACUCUUGAUUUGUGGUCUCAUCCACCUCAAUGGAAGCGCUCUGUUUUCUCUCCCCUGCCCCCACCCCGAGACUCUGUGGAUGCGAAUGGACUCAUCCAACUGGAGGGGGGGUGGGGAGGACCCACCUUAUGAAUGGAAGUGGACCCUUCCAGCCAGCUCCUCUUUGGAACACUCCUCUCCAAUCUGGCUGUCCAGCCCAGCCUCACUCCUCCCCACCCACCCCAGUGGAUUUAUGUGGAGUCCUCUUUUUCCAGAGACUUGGACCUUUCCCUUUCCUUGGUACAGUCCGUUUUACCAGCCCUCAUCCUUAUUCAUCCUGGCCCAGUUUUCCCUGUGACACACUGACACAUACAAACUGGUCUCCACAGAAUUCCUUCUUCUCCCCCCUUCCCUUUCUCCCCUCCGGCAGCGGGUGGUACACUCCAGUGGUAGUCCACUCUUCAAUUCCCCUGGAGUAGCUGGGGGGACCAGCCCAACCCAGCCGGUCCCUAGGCCUCAGGCUGUACCAUUUGGCCCAGACGGCAGGGAAGGGUGGAGUUACAAGGUGCUGCAUUCAUUUCUUACUCCCUGAGGUGGGGUAGGAAAAGCUGAGACCUGGUUAGAGGGAGCUGGAGUAGAUUUAAUUUAUUUUUCUUUCCUUUUGCUGCUGAGGAGCUGCCCUGCCCCCACCUCCUUAAGUCCAGAUUAGCAGCCAAACCCUCUCAGUGUUAAAAAUUCAAAGGGAGGGAGAGGAUCACCCCCUGGGCCUUGGGGGAGUGGGAGUCUGUUUACAAAAAGGGGUAAGGGGAGAGACCCAGCCAAACCCAGGCCUCCUUGCCCCAUUUCCAACCUAGAAGAGGAUCCCAGCCUUAAGUAGCACAUCCCCAUUGGAGUGGGGGGAGGGGCCAAGAGAACCCCUUUCUUCCUUUGGAGGAACCCACAGUCCUGCUGACACCCUUCCCCCAAUCUGACGAGCAUUAAUGAGAAGAUGGGGCAUUGGGGGAAAGAAGGACAUUUGUUGCUCCAGUUCUCCCACCUCCUCCCCCCCCCCCAGCCCAGGCCAGUGUAACCCGGGGAGGUGAGGGGACUCCCCGGGACUUCCUUUCUCCCAACCAGUUCUGCUUUUCCUCCCAAGGCAUUAGCUGGGCCUCCGUAUUCCAGCCCUCUCCUCCCCUCUCACGGGUACCAGGACUGUCUUUUCCUCCUCACCUCCACCUGGAGAGGUCAGAAGGGAGGGGAUGAAAGGGGCAGUCCAAGGGUUUGCUCCGCUCCGAUGGUUUUUAUUAUCUGGAUUAACAGCGAGAUUACGGAGAAUAAAGAGAGUUGGAAGGAC